Molecule: messenger RNA, 864 nt
Organism: Ascochyta rabiei
Lineage: Eukaryota; Fungi; Ascomycota; Dothideomycetes; Pleosporales; Didymellaceae
Product: Superkiller protein 3
Exons: 2
Coding region: 1-864 (287 amino acids)
Cellular component (GO): Ski complex
Molecular function (GO): protein binding
Source: RefSeq, a predicted model, not a curated record
AUGUCUACCAAAACUGCGCUGAAGGCCGCCAAAUCGGCGAUUGAUACCAAGAACUGGGAGGAGGCUAUUGAGCAGGCGAAUACCGUGCUUGAAAAGGACCCCAACAACUACUUCGCGAAACUUUUCUUGGGACGCGCCAAUGACGGGUUGAGCAAGUACGACGAUGCAGCGAGGGCUUACAAUGACGCGACAAAGCUCAAGCCUGACGAUGCGCAAGCAUGGCUUGGAUUGAGGGGCAUGUACGAGGGGCUGGGCGGUCGAAAUGUCGACGAGAAUAUUGAGGUCGGCCUGAGGCUGGCGGAGAUAUACGCAAAUCUCGACGACGCCCACCGCAGCCAGUCCGCCAUCGAUAAGCUCGUAGACCAUGCUCGCAAGCACGGCACAAAGACACAGUACGCACGCGCACUGGCCACACAGCUACCCUCUUCGCCUAUAUAUUCCUACCUCGAGGGGCGUCUGCCUCAGCCGUCAGCAGUAUUGACGCGCAUCGCCGAGAUCCACGAGACACAAGAGACAGCGACGAUAAAGAAGCUGAUCGAUGAGCGGAGACUACGCCUAGGCGCAACACUCGACAACACCACAAAGACGGUGAAGAACGAGGUCUACGGACAGAGUCCGCUAGAGGGAAUAUACGAGGAAAUCAUCAACUGGACGAAUGACGACGAGCUGAGGAGAGAAUAUGAGGAAAAGCUAUUGGAGCGAGUUUAUGAUACCCUGCUUGUGCUUCCCGCAGGCCAGAAGGAGGAGAAGCGACAGAAGGUUAUGAAGUUGGCACACGACAUGGUGGUCAUCAAGCAUCCAUACCACCUUGCGUGGCAGAUCGAGCUUGAGUGGCGGUCAGGAUUGGAUGUGGAGGCGUACUAG